Messenger RNA from Enterobius vermicularis (human pinworm), 336 nucleotides. Lineage: Eukaryota; Metazoa; Nematoda; Chromadorea; Rhabditida; Oxyuridae. The record is from the annotation of a GenBank genome assembly.
UCUUUUUCUAUUUUCUUUUUUUUUGGCUGUAUUUGUGAGUACUUUGGUUACGGAUGUCACUAUUAUUAUGAAAAAGCCGUGCAUUCAUUCACUUAUUCCAAAACGUAUUGCGGUAAAUUUAUUAGUAUGUAUUUAGAAUUUGGUAUCAAUUUGGCUUUUGUAUUUUUCGUUGUUAUUGCCGACACUCUUACUGUUAUUAAAUUAAAAGUGUCUUCAAAUGUAAGUUUCGAUUUUUUUUUGUUUCUUUCAACACAUUUUCCUUUUUUUUUCUAUUGUUUCUUCUUCUUCGUUUCACUUCUCCUCAUCACCCCUCUAGGGGAGGGCCAAGGUGUAUAA